Molecule: messenger RNA, 3776 nt
Organism: Hyaena hyaena (striped hyena)
Lineage: Eukaryota; Metazoa; Chordata; Mammalia; Carnivora; Hyaenidae
Gene: LDLRAD3
Product: low density lipoprotein receptor class A domain containing 3
Exons: 6
Coding region: 30-1067 (345 amino acids)
Biological process (GO): receptor-mediated endocytosis
Cellular component (GO): plasma membrane
Molecular function (GO): protein binding
Source: RefSeq, a predicted model, not a curated record
CGCCGGGCAGCGGGAGCGGCGGCCGCGCCAUGUGGCUGCUGGGGCCGCUGUGCCUGCUGCUGAGCAGCGCCGCCGAGAGCCAGCUGCUCCCUGGAAACAAUUUCACCAACGAGUGCAACAUUCCAGGCAACUUCAUGUGCAGCAACGGGCGGUGCAUCCCCGGCGCCUGGCAGUGUGACGGGCUGCCCGACUGCUUCGACAAGAGUGACGAGAAGGAGUGCCCCAAGGCGAAGUCCAAGUGCGGCCCGACGUUCUUCCCUUGUGCCAGCGGCAUCCACUGCAUCAUUGGCCGCUUCCAGUGCAAUGGCUUCGAGGACUGUCCCGACGGCAGCGAUGAGGAGAACUGUACCGCGAACCCUCUGCUUUGCUCCACCGCCCGCUACCACUGCAAGAACGGCCUCUGCAUCGACAAGAGCUUCAUUUGCGACGGGCAGAAUAACUGUCAGGACAACAGCGACGAGGAAAGCUGUGAAAGCUCUCAAGAACCGGGCAGCGGACAGGUGUUUGUGACCUCAGAGAACCAGCUCGUGUACUACCCCAGCAUCACCUACGCCAUCAUCGGCAGCUCCGUCAUCUUCGUGCUGGUGGUGGCCCUGCUGGCCCUGGUCCUGCACCACCAGCGGAAGCGGAACAACCUCAUGACGCUGCCGGUGCACCGGCUACAGCACCCCGUGCUGCUCUCCCGCCUGGUGGUGCUGGACCACCCCCACCACUGCAACGUCACCUACAACGUCAACAACGGCAUCCAGUACGUGGCCAGCCAGGCCGAGCAGAACGCGUCGGAAGUAGGCUCCCCGCCCUCCUACUCAGAGGCGCUGCUGGACCAAAGACCCGCGUGGUACGACCUGCCGCCGCCGCCCUACUCCUCCGACACCGAGUCGCUGAACCAAGCGGACCUGCCCCCUUACCGCUCGCGCUCCGGAAGCGCCGGCAGCGCCAGCUCCCAGGCGGCCAGCAGCCUCCUGAGCGCAGAAGACAGCGGCCACGGCCAGGGGCAGCCCGGUCCUCCGGAGGGCGCUGCGGGGCCCAGGGACUCCGCGCCCGGCCAGGGCGCCGCGGAAGUGUAAACCCGGCGCUCCCAAAGUCCGUGUGGGUUAAUCUGCUCUGACUUGGUACCAUCCUAACAAUUUAGCUCACGGGGAGCUCCUCAGGGUGCCUCGAGGAGAGAUUCCGGGUGUCAGCUGUCUCUCCGUCCCCUUCCUCUCCCCUCCCCCCACCCCUCCCCAGAUUUCAGGGAUGUUCUUUAGAAGGAGACCUGGUGUUUUUCUGGCCUCUCAGGUGACACGAUAUACUGUGCAUCUUUUCUGGGAGGGCACGCGUCCUUCGGGGCCCAGGAUCGUGAGCGCACUCUCGACAUCAUUGUGUCACUGGCGGAAUGUUGCGGAGUAGGCGGUGUAAGCUUGCAGGCGGACGGAGAAGGUGACAGAUCAGCAGUCCUGGGGAAAGCGGCGCUCCUGUGCCCUGUUGGAUGUUCAGAAGGGCAGAAGACCCCAGACCGAAUUCUCCGUGGCUGCUAGCAUGUGGCUCCGUCGGAGGUUUGGGUUGGAUGAGCCUCCCAAGAGGCCAUCGUGGAUGAUGGCCCUGGAAGGAAUCCAGGCGAGCAGUAAAUCCUGCCUCACGCUACCCUGCACGCUGCCCUGGGUUCGCGGCCAGAGGAAACGGCCAUGCGUUACGCCCUUCAGCAAUCGCCAGUGUCCUUCUAGUUCUCUGAACGACCCCGAAGCCAUCUACUUGAUAGAUUUGGGCUUUAAAGACUUGCCCAAGAGUCCUUGCCUCGAGGGCUCUUCUCUGGCAGCGUCUGUCAUCAGCCUCAUCCCGGAAUAGGCAGGGAGCCUCCGUCAUGAGUUUGAGUUCUCAGCUCUUAAAAUGCAGCCUGUUGAGAGCCUGGGCCUGCUGUGGCCCACAGUCCUUCUCUGGCUUCUGGACCGUCCCCUUCCCGGAGCCAAGGGAUGAGGACCCAACUCGAAUUGGCCAAAAAUCUGAUCUGGUCCUCUGUCCCCGUAAACCACGCCUGGCCGGUCUUGCCCAGCCAUGCAGCUUUCAGCGCUAGCUUCCAACAUCCCCUUGCCACCCAGAAGUCAUUUUACCUGUGCGUUUGGACUUGAGGACACUGUGGUUGGUGACACACAUGAGAACAUUCAGUACCUCCCACCAGAGCUCCUGGGUCCCUGUGUUGGACACACUCCCCUUCCCGAGGCCCAGAUACCAGCAUCCUGACCUAGGAUUAGGGCUGGGGUUAGUUAGAGUCAGGCUCGGGCUUCUUCUGACUUGCCACAGUUUCUCCUCUAAAAGAUGUGGACGGUAGAUAAUUUGGAGUCAAGAUUUGCCAUUCGGACUUUUGUUUUGUUUUGUUUUUUAAUCUCUUAGAAAUGCAUUUGAAACAGUGUGUUUGUUUUUUCCCUUCUAGUUAAGGGAUUAUUUAUACGUGUAUAGGAGAGCUGUGUCUUUGUUUCGUGUUCUUUUGUUUUCCCUUAGCGAGGUCCAAAGAAAGAUACAAAAAGGAGAUCACACCUUUGUCCCGCUGAGCCCCGACACCAGGUCACUGCAGGCUGACCUGUGUGCCUGGCGUUUGUGCAGCGUUGCACUUUGAGCUGUUAUUUAUCGACUUUGUGAAGGUUGCAGAAGGAGGGAUGUCUUUCUCCCUCGGUUCAGAGCCUCUGUGUUUCCGCUAGCGUUUUUCUUUCUCUGUGCCUAGCUAGCCGCAGGGCCCGCUCCCUGGAGAAAUAGUGGGUAGAAAUGUUAGAUGCUAUUUGGCAAGAAACCACCCCGAUGGGGCACAAAACUGGAACCAGGCAGAACCACUCCAGGCAGCUCUCACCCAUUCAGGAGUUCUUUCCACAGCGGAAGAAAUUUCCCGUAACCUCUUUGAUGCUAAUUUAAAUGGAGCUUGCAGGCGUGGGAGACAAAGUGGCAUUUAGUGAUCCUGUUCUGUGGACUUGUUUGGAUUUUUUUUUUUUUAACCAUAUCCAAAAUAUGUCACAGAAAGCUAGCGACUUGAUCAUUUCUUUCUUUCUCUUUUAAGUUAAGGAAAAGGAGGCUAGUUGCUUCUGUCUUUCAUUUUUUAAAUAACACAUGAGUUAUUUUCCGAGUACUCUGAUAAAGAAAGAACUUUUUGAUGGUAGCCAGAGUGUGUUUCAUCUCCUGUGAGUCAGAAUGGCUUUACUUCUUCCCCCUUUGAUGGGACCGUGCUUCUUUCUGGUAUUUUGGAAGUUGUUUAGAAGAAAGGAUUCUAAUUUUAAUUAAUUGUGCAGUGAAUUAAUCUCACUCGCUUUUCCACUUCCAGGCAUCUUAGGAAAAACAAAUGGUCUUAGUAGAUAAGAAAGCCUAUUAAUGUUGUCGUUUUUUUAAAUAACACAGGGACAUUUUUAUUAUAGAUUUGAUUUUUUUAAUGAAUCUUUUUAAAAAUAUACAAAUAGAGCACCAAAGCCGCAGGGGAUUUUCCUGUCUUCUCCCCUACUCAAAAUGGCAAAAUAAGUGGCCAGCAAUAUUUUUUAACUCAUUCCAUCCAGAAUAUUUUUUUAUGCACUGCCUGAAUCUACACCAACCAGAAAACCAUCUCAAAUGAGAACAGCAAAUUCUUUCUAUUUUAGCAUUAACAUUAGCGUCAAUGUAAUUGAUAGCUUACCCCCGAUUCAGCUCCCUACUCUGAAAUUGACAUCUUUUUUAAACACACAACAAAGCGGUUAAUAAAUAGUGUGCUAUGUUCAAAGUUGAUGCAAACUGGAAAGUUUGUGUGUGGUUGCUUUUUGUGUUUUGGUUAAGUUUUGGUUUGGGUU